UCCGACGCGAUCCUUAUAACGGCGUCGCUGUAGGAUCGGAGGAGGUAUCGUCGUAAUUYYGUMUGUCCACUAUUAAGCUCACUCUCCUGACGACAGGCGCCAUUGUGUUGUUGCGUAUCGCGGUGCGCAGGCUUGUAGGUGGCAAGCGCACUGUGAUGCUUGACAUUGUGAUACGCGUGGCCGUGGAAGCUGUUCUUGCAUGCUGGGCAUGCUGAGGGCAUCGAGCUGGGUCAUUGAAACCAAGAAGAAGGAGCGGACGGUUGCUUGGAGCAUUGGGGUAGGAGGGAUCAUACUCUUGUUAUCCCUAUUAGGACCCAUGUACGGCCGCAAUAGGAGCGGGCGAGGUGCGUCGCGGAAGGGGCGUUGGUCGAAUUAUGGACGUUAUUGGUCCAAUAUGAGUGGGAGUGGCGGUCAGAAUGGGCAGUUUAACCCGCCACCGCCUGGGGUGUAUGGGCCAUCGGGCCAAAAUCCAAUGGUGAAUCAAGCUGGCAUGCCAGCCGGUAGCAGCAGUGCCUCUGGAAGUGGCAGUGCAUAUCAGAUCAUCGGGAAUUCUGGUGAAAACCAUGUUUCGCUGGCGAGAGCUGACGAUCGGAGUGAGGAAAUGAAGGCGUGGGUGUCCUCAACGCUUGGAGAAUCACUAAGGCAAAUCASUAAGAAGCUUGAAGCAAUAGAUGCUAAGGCCAGUGUUGCAGCGUCCGAAAAGGAAGAGCUUGUGAAGCUGCGUGCAGAGAAGGCGACACUUGAACAGGUUGUGCUGAACARGGUGAAGAAAUCAAGUAGUGAGAAAUGGAAAAGGGCGACUGCCGUACCCACUGCUCCUGUCGCGGCCACGCCAAAGUUGAGUGCUGCGAAGGUGCGAUCACGGGGCAGCUCAAAAUCAAGGUCACGACGAGUUGAGAUCUCAUCGGAUGAAGAUAGGGAUGAUGGCGUGAAACAGAACUUGGCGCCGAAAAUGGAAAAGAGCAGCGAUAUCUUUGAGGUGAAGAAGCUGCUGACUGAGCUGGUGCAAGGAUUGGUAGUGCAAAAAGGCAAGCAGCAGGAAAGUACUCCUGAGAAGGCGCAUGUGCCUGAGUGCGAGGAUGAUGAGGCUGAUGACUUGGAACUCACGCAGAAACCCAUCAGUGCGGAAGAAGAUGAAGCCGAUGAAGAUGGACUUGCGGCCUAUAUGAAGAUGAGGCAGGAAUUUUACUUGUCACUGCACUUCUCUCGUGUACAAGAGCUAUGCAAGCAAAAGGGAGUCAGUUAUGUCCGCAAGGACCUUGGGUCGUGGGAGCUCGCGCGUCUCGACUUAUAGGAGUACGCUGAUCAGCUCAAGGACGGAGCUCCGGUAACCGCUGAAGCAUCAAAGAAUC
Chara braunii is the source of this 1352-nucleotide messenger RNA. The record is from the annotation of a GenBank genome assembly. NCBI's taxonomy places the organism in Eukaryota, Viridiplantae, Streptophyta, Charophyceae, Charales, Characeae.